UAAAUCGUCUUCCUAAAUCCCCCAGUGAAGAACUUCACUCAGCUGAACUCAUCGAAUCAGGAAUCAACACGUGUCGACUUCAUUCCAAUCAUCGUGGACUGUUCACAACUACCCAAUUAUCAAACUCUCUAUAUCACCGUUUCCCACAGAUUCCUUUUACACGAUCAGAAUUCAGGAGCACUCAUUAAAUUAAAAUAUCCUUUCUUCUAUUAUUAUAAUAUAUAAAAACGCCAUGGUGGUGAUAACUGGUGGUGGUGGGGUUGCAGUUUGCACGUGCCAGUACAGUAGGCGCCUAUUCUGCGGUGGGCCCACUCUUUCUAUUCCCAGAACCAAUCGCACCGUUGAUUCACAACCAGCGCUUCUGAUUGGCUGCACCACCAGCAGAAGAAGAAUAACUCACACUCGCACCAGCAGCAGCAGCAGCAGCAGCGGCGGAGGACGACGGAGGAGGAUGACUACGAGCGCGGCUGCGACGUCGGCGACGGAGACCUUGAAGAAAGGAAUCGCGGAAUUCUACGACCAGUCUUCGGGAGUGUGGGAGGACGUGUGGGGGGACCACAUGCACCAUGGAUUCUACGAGCCUGCCUCCGACGUCUCACUCUCCGACCACCGCUCCGCUCAGAUCCGUAUGAUUGAGGAGUCCCUCCGCUUCGCUUCUCUCUCUGAUGAUUCAGUGCAGAAGCCGAAGAGUAUAGUCGAUGUAGGAUGCGGUAUAGGAGGCAGUUCUAGGUACUUAGCCAAGAAAUAUGGAGCUAAAGCUCAAGGCAUCACUCUUAGCCCUGUGCAAGCACAGAGAGCUCAAGAACUUGCUUCUGCUCAAGGAUUAGAUGCCAAUGUAUCGUUCCAAGUUGCCGAUGCAUUGAACCAACCGUUUCCCGAUGGGCAGUUCGAUUUGGUUUGGUCCAUGGAGAGUGGCGAACACAUGCCAGACAAAACAAAGUUUGUGAAUGAGCUGGUUCGUGUGGCUGCACCCGGUGGAACAAUUAUUGUAGUUACAUGGUGUCAUAGGGACUUAUCUCCCUCCGAAGAAUCACUUCUUCCCGAUGAGAAAAAUCUGUUGGAUAAAAUAUGCGAUGCUUAUUAUCUUCCGGCAUGGUGUUCAACUGCAGACUAUGUUAAAUUACUCCAAUCCCACUCUCUCGAGGAUAUUAAGUCUGAAGAUUGGUCGCAGUACGUUGCUCCAUUUUGGCCGGCUGUAAUAAAAUCAGCACUCACAUGGAAAGGGAUCACUUCAUUGUUAUCGAGCGGAUGGAAGACAAUAAGGGGAGCGCUGGCGAUGCCGUUGAUGAUCCAAGGAUAUAAGAAGGGUCUAAUCAAAUUUGCUAUUAUUACAUGCCGAAAACCUGCAUUAUGAUCGAUAAUACAUAUAUUUAAUGUUAUGGAAUAAUCAAAUUCAAGAAUGUGAGAGGGAUAUUAUAGGAAACCUGCAGAUGGAGAUUAUUGUCUUCAGUUACCUACAUUUAAAACAAUUUUAUUUUUAUCCUCUAUGGGUGGAUUCAUAAAAGUACUUUUUCUUGUUAUAGUUGAAACAAAUUCUUACUAUGGUCUUCUUUACCAAUUUGUUGAAGUAA
Molecule: messenger RNA, 1571 nt
Organism: Erythranthe guttata (spotted monkey flower)
Lineage: Eukaryota; Viridiplantae; Streptophyta; Magnoliopsida; Lamiales; Phrymaceae
Gene: G-TMT
Product: gamma-tocopherol methyltransferase
Biological process (GO): methylation
Molecular function (GO): S-adenosylmethionine-dependent methyltransferase activity
Source: RefSeq, a predicted model, not a curated record